GGAUUACUCAUGGUUGUGAACAUACUUCUGGAAUUCUCUUACCUCCGUAAAUCAAGCGUUUAUUAAAGAUUGCUAGACUAACUUUCUUGAAUAUCACUAUUUCUUAUACAUGUGGGUUUUUUCAGUUUGUUUAAUCAAUAUCUAUCUUGAUUCCCAAAUAUUUCAUGCUAUAUGUCACAAUCGCUGUUUCUUGGCAGCGGAUUUGGUGAUUGUGCGGCACUCACUCUCAGCACUGAGUGAGUCAAGCCAACUUCAAAUCACAUUGCCUACUGUCGGGCAACGUGUAUUCAAACCUUGGGCCCCGAUUUGAAGAGAAGAUUUUAGAAAACUGGGGAGAGAGGGUUUGUAAAAAGAGUUUUGAAAGCGAGAAUGAGAGAGAGAGAUUGAGAAUGGUGUUAUAUAGCGUGCAAGUAAAAAGGCAACAACAUCGGUUUAAACAGUAUAAACUUUUCGGGCAAGGAGAAUUUGACAACUAGUCGUAUCUCUCUAUGGUACAUUUUGAGGCAUUCCAUGUCUACCAGGCGUAACCAUGAUUUCGCCGAAAUGUCAUUCUCUUAGAGAAAACGUGAAAGAGAUAAUACAACAUGAAAGCAGUAAAGGGAAGCGGUAAAGUAGUAUAAGGCAAAGGGUUUCGGCGUGUAACAGGCAUGAGGCCAUGGGCAACACGCCUUGGACAAGCAUAUCGUGACAUCCUCCCACACUUAAUUAGUUGACGUCCCUGUCAACCGUCUCAUUUCUUCAAUCUCUGCAAUCUGAGGUGCGGCUGUCUUCAGGUCGUCAGCACAUUCCCAGCUGAUUUCUUCUUCUGGAAGUCCUUUCCACUUAACUAAAAAUUCCUGUUAUAGUGAGCAUUGGAGGAGGUGGCUGUUGUAUCAGGAUCUGUUCUAUCGUUGAAAGUAGAAUAUUCCUUCUUGAGCAGGAUAGUAUAUUACAGAUCAAAGUUUUUCUUUUCUGGGUUGAGCUCUCUUAUUUGUUUGGAACGGUCAGUAAAUUGAUAGGGUACUCUAUAGUGGCUAACCACAGCCACGAUUCAAGGAUUUUUAUGAUAUUAGGACUGAGGGAUUGAUGACAAAAAAUGUGCUAAAAUGAUAUUAUUGGGCCAAUCAUGGGUGAGCAUGUUAUAUUUGCCAAAUAUGAUUGAACAGGGGGGUUGUUUACAAUGAAUGAAACUUUUUAUUGUGGAAAUUGUUACUUUCCAGUAAAAGAGAGGCGAAUGGUUGUAAUUGUAGGAAACACGAACAGCUGUGAUGUAAAUUUUUUAUCUUGGUGCUUAUCAGGAAGUCUGUAGUUUCCUGGACUUGUUAGCCACGCUUUAACACUGAUCUAUCAGACUAUUUUGUGGGAAUUCCCCAUUUACACCAUGGAAUCUACGUCAUUGCAUUCAACUCAUGGAUCAGGCACUAUUGAUCGAUUUAUACCUUUCAUUGCACCUGCACUUCUGGUUUCAAUAAGUUAUGUUGACCCUGGAAAGUGGGCUGCAACUGUGGAAGGAGGAGCACGGUUUGGGUUUGAUCUGUUUGUGUUGGUGCUUCUUCUCAAUCUUGCUGCUAUUUUGUGCCAGUAUCUCUCUGCUAGCAUUGGCGUGGUCACUGGAAGAGGUCUUGCCCAGAUUUGCAGCGAGGAGUACGAUAAGUGUACAUGCAUAUUUCUGGGAAUUCAAGCAGAGGCUUCGGUGAUUCUGUUAGACCUUACUAUGAUCUUAGGCAUUUCACAUGGACUUAAUCUUCUGCUUGGAUGGGACCUCUUCACCUGUGUCCUUUUGACGGGUGUCGCUUCUGCUUUAUGUCCCCCUUUUGCCGACCUUCUGGAAGAUAGCAAGGCGAAGUUCCUGUAUAUAUGCAUGGCGGGGUUUAUACUGAUCUCUUUGGUUCUUGGAGUACUAAUCAGUCAACCUGAAAUCCCACUUUCCAUGAAUCUCACGCUGACACGGUUAAAUGGGGAAAGUGCCUUUACUCUUAUGAGUCUUCUCGGAGCAAGUGUCAUGCCUCACAAUUUUUAUGUCCAUUCUUCUAUUGUGCUGCAGCACCAGAGUCCGCCAAAUGUUUCCAAAGAAGUUUUGUGUUAUAAUCAUUUGUUAGCCAUUUUCUGCAUAUUCAGUGGAAUUUAUGUGGUGAAUAAUGUCCUGAUGAACUCAGCUGCAAAUGUAUUCUAUAGCAGUGGCCUUGCUUUGCACACCUUUCCAGAUGCAUUAUCUCUAAUGGAGCAGGUAUUUAGGAGCCCAGUGGUAUAUGUUCUCUUCUUACUUGUUCUGUUUAUAUCAAAUCAAAUCACGGCACUCACAUGGAGUCUUGGUGGUCAACUCGUCCUGACUAAUUUCUUAAAAUUAGAUAUUCCUGGUUGGCUCCAUUGUGCUACAAUUAGGAUCAUUGCCAUUAUUCCAGCACUUUGUUGUGUCUGGAGUUCAGGAGCUGAAGGGAUGUAUCAGCUUCUUAUAUUUUCUCAGGUUAUGGUUGCUCUAUUACUUCCAUCUUCUGUGAUUCCCCUCUAUCGUAUUGCUUCAUCAAGACCAAUAAUGGGUGCCUUCAAAACAUCGCAGCUCGUGGAAUUCAUUGCAAUUGCUAUCUUUAUUGGAAUAUUAGGACUGAAAAUUAUAUUUGUUAUAGAGAUGAUAUUUGGUAACAGUGAUUGGGCAUUAAAUAUGAGGUGGAGCAUGGGGAGUGGUAUGUCAAUCCCAUAUGUGAUUCUUCUUAUUACUGCUUGUUCAUCGUUUUGUCUGAUGCUAUGGUUGGCUGCUACCCCAUUAAAGUCUGCCACUACGAUUGCCCAAUUAGAUACUCAAGUAUUGAAAUGGGAUAUACCACAGGUCAUUCCUGAUUCAGCUGCAGAGAGAGAAGACAUAGAUUUGGGGAAAAGUUCAUACAGUGCAGAACCUGUAGAAAGUCAUUCAGACUUGUCUGCUGCAAAGUUUGAUUUUGGUUUGCCUGAAAAUAUUAUGGAACCUGAUCAGAUGCUUGGUUCAGUUAAUCAAAGUGAGAAUCGAUCUAUUAGUGUUGUUCAAAGCUCCCUAAAAUAUGUACCAGAUGAACUUGAAUCCACUGAGGAGAUAGUCUCGUCCUUAGCUGUGACUCAUGAUGUUCCUGAUCAAACAUUGGCUGACAAAAAGGUCUUAAAAAUUGACUCAGUGGAGCCCAUUGAAAAGACUGUUGGACUGGAUGGUGACUUACGUUCCGAGAAGGAUGAUUAUGAAGUUGAUAACUGGGAGGCUGAAGAGUCCUUGAAAGAGAUCUCUGGGAGUAUACCAUCUUCAACAUCUGAGGGUCCUGGAUCUUUUAGAAGUAUCGGUGGGAAAAGCGAAGAAGGAGGUGGGACUGGCACUGGUAGUCUUUCAAGGUUGGCUGGACUUGGACGUGCUGCAAGGCGCCAACUAACUGCAAUUCUUGAUGAGUUUUGGGGACAAUUAUAUGAUUUUCAUGGAGUGGCCACUCAAAAUGCUAAGGUUAAGAAACUAGAUUUGUUGCUGGGAAUUGAUUCGAAACUCGUAACUUCCUCUCUGAAAUUGGAUGCUGUUGGAAAAGAUUUUCCUUUCUCAUCACCUCUUGGAAGCAAAGCAUCUGAUCCAAUUCCUUCAGGUCUAUACGACUCCCCGAAGAGUCACAGGGUACAAAGUGGUUUAGAAGCAUCCUAUGGGAUGCAAAAGGGGCAUCAACCAUUGUGGUCUAACCACAUCCAGCAUUUGGAUGCAUAUAUGAAUCAAUCUAGCCAUAAUGGUCUUGACUCUGGAGUGAAGCGCUAUUCUAGUUUGCGCAGUUUACCUUCUUCAGAGAGUUGGGAUUAUCAGCCUGCCACAGUUCAUGGCUAUCAGUUUAAUUACCUGAGUAGAAUGGCCAAGGACAAAAUUUCUGGUAACUUGAAUGGUCAGUUGGAUUCAUCAGGCUCUAAAUAUCAUACCUUGGGUGGUGCUGGUGGUGCAAGCUUGCGAGACUCGGUUGCAUUUGCAAUGGGCCAAAAGUUACAAAAUGGCUUGGGUGCUUGUCAGGCCCCUUCCCCUGGAUUCUCUAACUUUGCGGUAUCCAGGAAUCCUGCUUCUGAAUCUGAGAGGCAAUAUUAUGAUCUUUCUCCUUCUGGAACUGGUGAGAAUUUGUCGAGUGUAUCUAAUACAAAGAAAUACCAUAGCUUGCCCGAUAUUCACCGGGAUCAGCAUGUAUCAGAUAAGAGUUCUCAGUGGGAUACUAUGACUGGUUAUGGAUCAUCUAUUGGUAGAAUAACAUCUCGUGGAGUGUCCUACACAAAUUCUGGAUCAAGAUCAGUUGCUCCAUUAGCAUUUGAUGAACUUUCUCCGUCGAAUGUCUACCGUGGUGCUUUAUCACCACAAAUGAAUCCUCCUUUGGAUUCUGGAUCUUUCUGGUCUAGACAGCCUUCUGAGCAAUUUGGCAUGGAUAAAAAUAGCAACUCUGAGAGUAGAGGCAUUGGGAAGCUGCUGCAUUCAAUUAGUCAUGAAGCUUCUUUUGUUGUGAAUUCAGAGGCCAGACUUCUCCAGUCCUUCAGAGACUGCAUUGUCAGACUUCUGAAAUUGGAAGGAUCAGAGUGGUUGUUUGGGCAAAGUGAUGGUGCUGAUGAGGAACUAAUUGAUUGUGUAGCUGCAAGGGAGAAAUUUCUUUAUGACGCUGAGGCUGGGGAGAUGAAUCGGGGGGUCCGUAUGAAAGAAUCUCCUUCAUUUUCUCCUGAUAGGAGGUCGGUUUCUGGAAUGAAGAAUGGUACGAACUCUACAAACAUUUCUAUAUCCUCAGUAUCUCAUUGUGGGGAAGGUUGUAUUUGGAGAUCAGAUUUGAUUGUAAGUUUUGGUGUAUGGUGCAUUCACCGAAUUCUGGAUCUCUCACUUAUGGAAAGUCGGCCAGAACUAUGGGGAAAAUAUACUUAUGUACUAAAUCGUCUCCAGGGUAUUAUUGAUCCUGCAUUUUCAAAGCCUCGUAUACCAAUGCCGCCAUGCUUCUGCCUUCAAAUUCCUCAAGCAUUUCAGCAGAGGUCAAGCCCACAAAUUGCAAACGGAAUGUUGCCUCCUGCUGCAAAACCUGGCAAGGGAAAAUGCACCACUGCCGCAAUGCUUCUGGAUAUGGUCAAGGAUGUGGAGAUUGCGAUCUCUUGCCGAAAGGGCCGAACUGGUACAGCUGUAGGCGACGUAGCGUUCCCAAAGGGGAAGGAGAACUUGGCAUCUGUCCUCAAACGCUACAAGCGGCGGUUAUCCAAUAAGCCUGUUGCCACUCAUGAAGUAUCAUCUAUAUCGCGCAAGCUUCCAGCAACAUCCGUUCCUUAUAGCUCAUAGCAUUUACUCAAACAUGGCGAUCAGAUCACCCAGCUGUUUAAUUUUGGAAAGCAGCUCAUGGUUUGGAACGAGAUGCCACCAUCUUGGUCUCACUCACUCUAUCUCGAAACAUGUAUCAAUGCCUUUUGCUGCAAAUUUUCUUCCCAUAUGUUAAAGUAUGGAUAGGAUGUGACUGAAUGGACCUUUAGUUGCUGCAAAACUCGAGGAAACUAGUGCAAACUCACUCACAUGGAAAGUUGAUUGUUGUUGUGAUGGUUGCACCAGUUACUUGUAUCAAAAGUAACUGCUGGAGAGAUGACCUGAAAAGUUGAAAAAUGUUAGUAUAUAGCAGACAGAGCUAAUGUGCUGUAUAUAUCGUCUGUGCAAAACUUUAUGAUCAUUUCAAAAAUGCCUUUCCACAAAGGUAUUCCAGUCUGCCUGCCUUCUAGCUGAUGGGGCUACUUCCUUUUGUUUCCCGUGUCGUCAUCGUCGUCAACAAGUCGAAAGACAACUAGAUCCUCUCGAGUUUAUGAGUGUGCUUGUUUUGUCAAUUCAGAUCAUCUGAAUUGGUUCAUAUCUAGAUGUUUUAGUCAGUUUCUGGGUUUUCUUCUCUUUUUAGCCCCCCAUUUUCCUUCUUUUGAACGUUUCUAGGCAGCUACUGCAAUGUUCUGAGGUUCAAAAUCUGUUGGUUUAUCAUAAUGUCGAUGGAAUAAUGCUUGAAUGACAAUUCUCAAAACUGCCCACUUGGGGGUUUGGUUCCUCUGUUGAGGAGACAUUGGUAUUAAUAAUGGAACAUCUCUCAGUCCAUUUGCUGUGGAAA
Messenger RNA from Cucurbita pepo subsp. pepo (vegetable marrow), 6059 nucleotides. RefSeq names its product ethylene-insensitive protein 2.1. Gene Ontology annotation, molecular function: manganese ion transmembrane transporter activity; cadmium ion transmembrane transporter activity. Lineage: Eukaryota; Viridiplantae; Streptophyta; Magnoliopsida; Cucurbitales; Cucurbitaceae. Gene Ontology annotation, biological process: ethylene-activated signaling pathway; manganese ion transport; iron ion transmembrane transport. Gene Ontology annotation, cellular component: plasma membrane. The record is from RefSeq and is a predicted model, not a curated record.